AUGUUAUCACAGGAAGCUUUAUAUCCUUACUCGGUCCCCGUCGCCCGCGAAACCGUUGGUAGAUCCGGCUCCCUAACCUCCCUCCCCGUCCGCAUCCACCGGCAUAACUCCCUGGCAGAUGCCGGGGCGAAGUGCUUAACCGACGACUGGGAUCGCAUCUUGAGGGAUGACCAGGAUAAAAAGUCCAACGGCUCACUCAGCGCCGUGGGCCACCGGGGCAGUUUCAUCUGGCCUGAAUGCAUCCCUGACCGGCUCGGGCUAUUAUGCUAUUUGCUUGACAUGGGGUGUCUCCAUGACGUGUGGAUUCUCGAUCCGCCAAAACUAAACAUCUUGUUGUCCAACAUCAUCCUCGAGUGUAUAAAGGUGGACCGUGUAGGCGCGUUGCGAAUGCUCGAAGCUUACCGCAAAAGGUGGUUAGCAAUCACAGAGACGUACGAGACGACGGAUAAAAUUGACAACUUGGAUGAGUAUCUCGAAUCACGGGCUAACAAUAGCGUUAUGGGUGCGUAUUAUGCUAUGCUCGAGUUCUCUUUGGGGAUUUUCAUCACGCAAGAAGAGUACAGUUUAAUGGCUGCACCGAUCAAGCAGGUAGGACGCUGCAUGCUCCUCACAAACGACCAUUGGAGCUGGUCCUGCGACCGCCAACAGGUCAAAACUCAAAAAGCAACCAAGGUCUUGAACACCGUCUCAUUCCUUAUAAAGCAAAACCCAACUUACACCGAAGAGCAGGCCAAGCAUGAAAUAGCCGACAUGGUCGUUGCCGAAGAAGCCAAAUGGGUCCAAUCCAAAAACCGCCUUUAUGCCGAGAAUCCAGACCUUGGCGAUGAUGUGGUCAAGUUUCUCGAAAACCUUCACACGGCUCUGGCUGGUAAUGACUACUGGAGCUCGCAAUGCUACCGGCACAACGACUGGACUCACGUCCCGACGCAGCCAGUGCCAUGCCACCUGCACGUUUACGAGUUGGUGGGAUUGGGCCGCGCGGUAAUGGCACAAGAGUCGAGGAUCCUCGCCGGGGCAUCGUCACCAUCCCAGGAUAGAAGGAAGUCCACAUCCUCCCAAGAAGAUUUGAGUUCGCCGCCGUCAUCUGUCUCGUACACUUGCGACAAUACAGACGGCGACUUCCUCAACCAUAAAGUCACAAAAGCCAUCACCACCACCACCAUCACCAAAGCCGAGGAGGUAAUUUCAGCCCCGAUCCGGUACAUCCAAUCCUUACCGUCCAAGGGUUUCCGUGCCGCCUUGGUCGACUGCUAUGGCAGGUGGUUGGACGUGCCGCAACGUGAAAUGAACAUCAUCAAAACCGUAAUCAACAGCCUACACGACUCUUCCCUUCUCUUGGAUGACAUUGAAGACGACUCCAAGCUGCGUCGAGGAUUCCCCGCCACGCAUCUCAUCUACGGCUCCGCGGCGACCAUCAACAGCGCCACAUAUUUAUACGUACAGGCCGUACAGGCCGUGCAUGAUCUGGGCUGUAAAAGGACAAUGGAUGUGUUACUGCGCCGUUUGCAACAGCUCUUCCUCGGUCAAUCCCUGGACCUGCACUGGACUUUUAACCGCACAUGUCCCACCAAAGCCGAAUACUUUGGCAUGAUCGAGAAGAAGACGGGAGCCUUCCUAUCACUGGUUGCGGAGCUCAUGAUGGCCGCUUCUGUUUCUGCUUCUGCUUCUGCUCCCAGAGAUUGCGGCAGCUCCACCGAGGGCCCCGAGAAUGUAUUUGAAGCAUUUUCGUACCAGUCCGGACUGUACUUUCAAGUCCGCGAUGAUUACCUCAACAUCACGUCGGCUGACUACGCAGAUAAAAAAGGCUUUGCCGAAGAUUUAGACGAGCAAAAGUUCUCCUAUCUGCUCGUGCACCUCGCGCACGCCCGUCCCGACUUGAUGGUUCAGGUCGAGGGCCUCUUCAAAUCGAUGCGGAGCGGGAGGGUGGAAAACGCCGAGACCAAAAAGUACCUGGUUUCUCUAUUGUACAAAAGCGGUGCGGUGGAGGCGACGAGGGAAUUGCUGGUCCGGUGGCAAGAUGAUAUUGUCAAGGAGAUUGACAUCUUGGAGAAGCACUUUGGGACGCCGAAUCCGUCGCUGAGGUUGUUGAUGGAGACUUUGUGGAUUUGA
Molecule: messenger RNA, 2109 nt
Organism: Pyricularia grisea
Lineage: Eukaryota; Fungi; Ascomycota; Sordariomycetes; Magnaporthales; Pyriculariaceae
Exons: 3
Coding region: 1-2109 (702 amino acids)
Biological process (GO): isoprenoid biosynthetic process
Molecular function (GO): prenyltransferase activity
Source: RefSeq, a predicted model, not a curated record